UCGCUUGUAUGUGGUGUGAAAACAUAAUGAAUCUCAGUCAGUUAAACAGAUCAAAUCAGUUCCAGUUGACGGGGAUUAAACUAAUGUUAUUUUAAGAAACCCUUCAUAACGCGAUUAAACAGGAUUUGCCGGUGAUCCUCUCUCUCGACACUUUCUGUCAUCGUGUGUUUGUCAUUCCAGGCGUGUGCACAGAAGUACUGUGUGUAGUUAAGUGUGUACUUACGCAUCUUUCAUAAUGUCUUUUCCAGUCACUAAGCGACUAUUUUGAUACGAACGUUCGUUUUUUUUUUUUUUGCUCUACACUCACCGGUCUGUUCUCUGAUUGGCUGCUGCAGGAAAGAAACGAAAAUGAUUGGUCGAAGAUUUCUUUAUGUACAGUACUGACACCUCACUGUACCUCACAGCACUGACACUGUAAGAAGCACGUGAACCUGCUGGGCUGCCAUCUCGUUUCUGCACUAAAGGGGAAAUGCAGUUUCAUCAACACUGUUAAAGAACUUUGAAUUCAUAUCAGGGUGGAGGUUUCCAUAAUUUGCAAAUGCCGAUAAGUGACAUGUGGCAAGAUGGCAAUGGCCUCGACACAAUGGGCGAGAUUGACAGUAAUGGCAGCUGUGACAGUGUGGUCAGCUUCAACUCAUGCUUUAGUGAUGAAAGUAUGGAGUAUCUCUCUGCUGAGGAGAGGGCUUGUCUCAUGUACCUAGAGGAGACCAUUCAGUCACUGGAUACAGAGGAUGAUAGUGGCCUAUCCAAUGACGAGUCUGAUCAGCUGCCAGCUCGGGGAAAUGUAGCUAACAAAGCAGCCCACCUUUCCUCGUCGACAGGACUCAACAAGCUCCCUCAAGAUGUGCCCAAAAGCCAAUUUGAAGGUCCAUUGUCAUAUAGCAGCUUGGUGCAAAAUGAAAUUCUGAAUUAUAUGGUUCCUACUCCAUUUGUCCUUGCAAACCAUAACUCGCGUAUCCAAACCAAACCUGAAUUAGCUGCAUCCCAGAAAAAGACCGCACCCAAAGUGGCUUGUGAAAGUAACCAGCUCCAAGAAGAAGUUCUACGAGUUCCCUCAGAGGCCAGUGUGGUAGUGAUACCACCUCCAUAUAAAAUCAAAGGCAGUAAAGAUACAGCGGAAGAACAACAGAAUAAUCAUCAGCCAGAGAACGUGGCACGUAGAGGACCACUCUCGUAUGAAGCACUGGUCCAUCUGCGCAAGAGUGCUUCAAUGCGGAGAACCAAUGCAACUGAAGCCAAAACCGAAGAACAGCAGGUUUCUACAAAUAAAGAUCACGAGGGAAGCAUCUCUACAUCCCAAACUCAUACCCAGAACUCACAGGCCAUGACAAGUAGGAACUCCAAGCCCACUCCUCCACCUGUGGCCCCUAAACCUAAAAUGAAAACCCCACACAAAGUCCCAAUGAACCAGGAAGGAGACUCCAACUCCAAGAUCAACUCAACCAUCCCUUACCCAGGGGUAUUGUCUGUAGAUAAAUUAAUGAACCCAGAGAAAGUAAGAGUAGAGGCUCUUUGCAAGCUGGGUCUCCUUAAGGAUGCAAAGAACCCAAUCUGUCAACAACUAAAGCAUUCACAGUCCCCAGCAAACAAAGAGCAAAACCAGACCAUAAGUGAACGUCUUGCUCCAAGAGUUCCUGCAAGACCUGGAGAACAAAUAAACCAGCCAGUACAAAGUUGCAGCACUCUCCACCAAAGGUGUGACCUUUCUACAGCUUCAUCUCCUCCGCAAAAUGCCGAUAUGACUUCAACCGGGACAUCUGCCACACUGGAACACACUGGGAUUGUACUGUCAGGUUCUAACAUCACAGUCUUGAAUGCAAUUUCUCAGAACCACCAAUCAGGUUCUUCUACAGUAGGACCCAAAAACCACUUUGCAGACACUCAAAUGGAUUCUAAUGAAUCGGUAUCCACAAAAACGGAAUUGCAUGCAUCAUCUCGUUCCAAAGGCGUCAACGUGCCGGUUCCCAGCAUUGGAAGAGAUCGGAGAGAGGCAUUACGAAAACUAGGAUUGCUGAAAAACUGAAAUUUGCUGACUGUAUGUUCUCUGCAAGUCAUGAUGCGUCAAAUACUGUUUCCGGGUCCAAACCUCCUCUCCAUUUAAGUAAGAAUACGAUUUCCUGCAAUACGAGCACUAUUUUUUUUCUCACAGUGUAUGCUACAACCUCUGGCCUCAUGGUAUCCCGGACACCAGUAUUUUAACAAUUUUUAAAACAUGAAUCACUCUCUAGCCUGCUAAGAUUGUGUGGAGAUUUUGUUGUUUGCAUUUGGCAUCUGAAGGAGCGUUUGGACCCAGAAACUGUGACACAUGACGUCAGACUUAACAACCGAAUAAUAAAAGUAUGCAAUUUUAUAAUGUUAAAAGCCACUGGUAGGCUGAUUCUUCUGAAAACUGUAAAAACAUCCUGACCGACAUUAGCUCAACCAAUGACAUGAGUUUCGGGCAUUUGAUGGAUCAAUGCUCAUUAUUUUUCAGUUCUGUUUGAUAGCACUAGUUGCAAAGAAAUUGCAGUUCACUUCAAUUGCACAGUGUUGCAAUUUACUUUUAGUUGAUUAAUUACUGAAUCUAAAUAAUUGACUAUAACACCUGGAUGCCUUUGCCUAAUUUAGCACUGAAGAUUAAGAUGAUACUGUAUGUUUACUUUUCCAGGUGAACCGAAGUAUCUUUCGAUACUUUUUGAUUUCGAACUACAUCUAAGUAGAUUAGCAAUUAGCCUUAAAUUACUCUUUGAUCUUGCCAUUGGAAGCCUUCUCCUAAUCUGUCUUUAUGAAUUAUGCCUGUUUUGCUAAUCAGUUGCUUCAGAAAAUCACUUCCUGUUUUUUUCCUGUUCCUUUUUUUAAUACAUUGGAGUAUGUCUGCUCCACCAGAGACUGUUGGACCUGAGGAACCCAGGCUCCCAAAGAUCAGCUAUCAGUCAAACUCCUCAUUUUACACGCCGGUCAGUGAGAUCUGACACAGCACUUCAGUGGAUUAGCACAUUAUCUUGGGUUGCAACCAACAGACUGGUGUUCAUGUUACCUGGCCUCUCAGAUUCAUCUGUCAUUAAAGUUCUUUAUCUCAGAAUUUGACCUAGUUCAUGACUUACACUGAGAAUGGUUCCUUCUGUUUGUAUGGACUUCACAUGGAAAGCAGCCAUAAAUUACGGUAAUUUUUAACCACAGAACACACAAAUAAAGCAAUAAUUUCAGCAUGAUAUGUCUUACUUGGUUUCAGGUUUGACUGGUUGCUGUGCUGUAUGAUCAGAUAGCAGGAUAUUAUGCUUAAACUGUAUCCAAGUCCAAACACUGUGCUUUGAUUAACCAACUAUUUAACUACAUGUUU
Molecule: messenger RNA, 3319 nt
Organism: Sinocyclocheilus rhinocerous
Lineage: Eukaryota; Metazoa; Chordata; Actinopteri; Cypriniformes; Cyprinidae
Product: specifically androgen-regulated gene protein-like
Exons: 4
Coding region: 539-2023 (494 amino acids)
Source: RefSeq, a predicted model, not a curated record